GGCGACGGCGACGGCCGAGCUACGGCGGCGGCCGGGCCGGGGUGCAACAAGCGUCCGCGCCGGGCAAACAUGAGCGAGCCGAGCUCGCGCCUGCUGCUCGCGAGGCUCGACCUGUGCGCCGCGAAUCGCCGAGUUGGCCGGAACGGUGAGUAGGGCGGCUCCGUUUCUCCAGCGGGACUAGACUCUCGCCGAGCCGAGUCGGGCGGGCGAGGGAGCGUUCGAAAGGGCGGAAGCUGCCGCGGGGGUGACUCGCCCUGUCGCGGACGAGCGUCGCGAUUCUCCGCGGUGCGCGAACGCGAGGAGGAUGUACGUCGGAAAGCAAAGGACAUGGCACACCUGUAGAUAUGAAAUGCCGGACUAGCGCGAGAAGCGUGAGCGGCCGACCAGUAGAGGCAGAGCAAGCGAGAAGCAGAGCAAAGUAGUGAAGAAAGGGUAGACGGCCAGGCACGUAGAAAGCGAGGGAGAGAGACAGAAAAAAAAAAGCCGAGCAUCCCAUCGCGCGCUGAAAAUUCGCGUAGCGCGAGAUUAGCGGAGAGAAUGAGCCACGCUCAACAGCAUGUGCUUGCGAGCGCGAUAGUCCUCGCGCUGCUAGUGGUGUUCGGCAUCCACGUCUUCCUGUUUCCCAUGUACACGUCGACCCCGCCGGCGCGCCACAUGAAGAUCUCCGCGUACGAGCAGGCGCUCUGCCGCGCGAACCUGAGGAACAACGUCCGCGUGCCGGCGUCGGAGCUGCGCGACAACCCCUGCCCCAGGUACGGCAUCGUCUCGGCGGUCCAGGGCGGCAGGCUGGGCAACCAGAUCUGGGAGUACGCCUCCGUGUGGGCGACCGCCCGGCGCACCGGCCUGGAGCCGUUCAUGCCGCGCUGCAUCCUCAAGACCCUGGAGGAGCACUUUGAGAACCUCAGCAUCCCGCCGCUCAGCUACAUCGGCCGGUGCACCCUGGACGUCGGCCAGGUGGUCAACUCGCUCGGCCAGUGGAACAGCACGGAGCAAAACAUCAUUAUCCCCAGGCACGCGGCUUAUUGGUCCUUGAUACUGGUCUGGCUGGACGACGUACGGCGGGAGUUCACGUUCAAGCCGAGCCUGAGGAUCUACGCGGAGAAGGUGUUGAAGCGCGUGGCGGAGAAAUUCAACCUGUCCUCGCCGACGUACGUCAGCGUACACGUGCGUAGGACCGACUACGUGGAUUACCUCUGGCAGAAGCUGAAGACGCGCCCGGCGCCGAUAAGUUACUACCUGUCGGCGAUGGAUUAUUUCGCCGGCAAGUACAGCAACGUGGUCUUUGUGGUGACGAGCGACAAUAUCGCCUGGUGCAAGUACAACUUACGCAGCAAGCGUCACCGAAUCAGCUUCGUGUCGGAGAACGACGGCAAAGGCCCCGGGAGGGAUCUCGCGGUCCUGUCCGCGUGCAAUCACAGCGUAAUAGACUACGGCACUUACGGCUCCUUCGGGGCCAUUUUGGCCGCCGGCGAAACCGUGGUUUACAAUGUAACAACAUACUUUUCUACGUUGAUCGCUGACGUGCUACCAAACUGGAGGAUAAUGAGUUGAACGUGAAAAUCAAAUAACCAGAAAUAAGAAAGCCGACGGAUCUCACUUAAGUUACACCGUACGCGCACAUUCUUUUGUAAUACGUAAUCUUUUUUCGAAAGUCGAUAAAUUACUUGUGGAGGCUUUUCAUUAAUUUACAACGGGAGGGAGACAGAGUUUCCGGAAAUUUACGGUUCCUUUUCAAUGCCGGUAAAGUACAAAAUUUGCAAUUCAACGUUUAAAUUAAUUAACACGACUCUUAUCAGACCGCAGACCAAGUGCGUACAAGCCACGUAGAUAACCAUCGUACAUUUACAUCUGCUAUUUAUGCAAGUAUGGUAAUUUCUAACUACUUGAAAGUGUAUCUUGCCUUUUCCCUAUUCUAGAUAAUACAUAUGCUCAUAUAUUUUCUCUUUAUUUAUCAUACGAAUGCGUAAGUAUCUCGCCAGUAGUGAAAUGAAAGUGUGUUGCUGCAUCACAUAAAAUUUUGUAUGUAUAAAUGCGUCAUACUGACGAUGUUAAGCAUACAUUACGCUCUUAUUUAAAUUUAGCGUGCGCACCAAGCUAGGAAUCGAUGCACCUUUAAACGUAGCGAGCGAAUCUUUCAAGGAAAACUCGAGGAAAAGGUUUACAAAUGGAACAAUGGACCACUAAUAUCUAAAAAUUAAAACAGAUGCUUAUUUUUUCUACGACUCUGAUACACACUCGACACGGCCGUAAAAAAUUUCACGGAAAAGGGAAAAUAGAACGUAGAUCGGAGAUGUUCUUUCCAGGUAAGAUGACAACCAAACGAGCCUAAUUCAGAUAAAGAGAAAAGAACACGCGUACAGAUAAAUUCUAAAUUUUGCAGUGCUCAGAAUUGUCUUGACUGGUUAAUCCCUUAGCUUUUCCGAAACCUACAUUUUUUAUAUAUUAUUUCGUAAUUCACGUAAUUUUCUAUAAUGUAGCCUAGUGUUGUGGAGUUUCAAGUUGAUUGUGUUUACACGGUUCAAUAUGCAUUUCAUAUCGUAGCAAGCGUGUAACGUACACUUCACAGAGACACGAAACCGACGUAAUGACAAAACCAUCUGUAAAUCUUAUAAUGUACAAUGAUUUCAACUGUGAUUCUAUUUCUUAUUGUGCCAAAAUUCUUAAUAUAUACAUAUAAGCAUAUAUAUAAAUAUAUAUGUAUUAUAAAAUUAUAUCUAUACAAAGCGUUGUAUAAUAUUUACAAAUCUGUGAGCAAAUGCUAAAUUAUUUCUUCACUUAACCGUAAAGUAUUAUGAGAUGGGAAAGUUUACAGACUAUUACUAUUAUUGCGCGAGGAAAGGACGGGCAAGUAUUUUACAUAAAGCCAGUGUUUGAAAUUUAUUAACCAUGUGACCUGAUGUAUUUGACUUACAGGUGUUUUACAAGUUAGACUAGUCAGUGUCUAAUAUCUAUAUGUUAAUAUCUAUAUAUGAAUGUAUCUUUAAUGUAUUUGUGCCUGCCAGUUGUUAGAUAUUUGACGAGACGUUGGAGAGCGCGAAGGAAAGUUACGCAGUCAGUAAUGGAAUCAUGAAAAUGUGUAUGAGCCGUAUAUGAUAUCAGAUUUUUCAUUGCCAAUAUUAACCACGGACGAGAGAUGUGAUUAGAGGCAAAAGCAUAAAUAUGUUGAAUAAUUACUGAGACUAUACAACUUACAGGCAUCGAUACGAUCUACUCUGUACAUUCUCUGUGAUAAUUUUGUGUAAUUUUUGAGAACAUAACGCAUAAACUAAAAUGUAUUUGUUUUACAAAAUAAAAAUACUCUGUGUCAAAGUUAA
Molecule: messenger RNA, 3314 nt
Organism: Vollenhovia emeryi
Lineage: Eukaryota; Metazoa; Arthropoda; Insecta; Hymenoptera; Formicidae
Product: galactoside 2-alpha-L-fucosyltransferase 3-like
Exons: 3
Coding region: 538-1551 (337 amino acids)
Biological process (GO): carbohydrate metabolic process
Cellular component (GO): membrane
Molecular function (GO): galactoside 2-alpha-L-fucosyltransferase activity
Source: RefSeq, a predicted model, not a curated record